Xenopus laevis (African clawed frog) is the source of this 3342-nucleotide messenger RNA. It is a transcript of the gene egln2.L, whose product is annotated as egl-9 family hypoxia-inducible factor 2 L homeolog. Gene Ontology annotation, molecular function: peptidyl-proline dioxygenase activity; ferrous iron binding; 2-oxoglutarate-dependent dioxygenase activity. Gene Ontology annotation, cellular component: nucleus; cytoplasm. The transcript is spliced from 6 exons. The record is from RefSeq and is a predicted model, not a curated record. The coding region runs from base 676 to 2040 and encodes 454 amino acids. Gene Ontology annotation, biological process: cellular response to hypoxia. Lineage: Eukaryota; Metazoa; Chordata; Amphibia; Anura; Pipidae.
GAUACUUGUGCACGUGUAUAUGACACAAAGCCUUAUGGAGUGGGAGUGGGUGUCUCAGACUCGCAUGGUACAGAGGGAAGGCAACUUGCUAUUACACAAGUAGUUACCUUUUCCCCUGUAGGCUCGGCGGUAAUGGGACCACCUCCGGGGCUCAACACGGAACUCACAGUGACAUAAAGAAAACAGUCCGUGGGCUUUGGAAGAGGACAAGCCCAGUGUGUCUUCAGGAGGGGUUCGACUUUGCACUGCCUGAAACUCCUUCGCUUCCAGUACAAGAGCCUGGAGAGAUAUAUGUGAUGAAGGCGAUCUUGCGAGCACACUAGCUACAACAACGCGAGUCAUCCAUAGGCAAAUUCCUCACCCACACUAGUCAGGAAAGCCCGGCUUGGCUGAGCAGAGAAGCUUCUGGGUGCUGUGGUCCUGGGGAAAGUCAGCUGAUAAGCAUCACUAAUCACCCUGGAGAAGAGCCGAGCUGUUAGUCGCUUGGAGAAAGUUCUGUUGGUUUUCCCCUCUCAGCUGUAUGUCUGGUAAAAGAAGAGGACUCAGGGAAUAUUCUGGGGAAUCUCGGACUGCAGUGGUUGAGCUAUGUCUGUUAAUUGUUACUCUGAUCUGCAGUAGGAGUUGAAUAAUGGGGUUAGGACGUGUGCUACGUGCAGAGGACUUGAUUAAACGGAGAUGGAUAGAGGGCAUCAGCAGGGAAAGUGUAUAAGGAGUGAAGUUCACACUGCAAACCUGUCAGAGGUUGUGCCUAGUGUUCAGUGUGUUGGGAUGGGGGUGGAACGAUUCCAACAAUAUCCCAUGAAGGCAUCUCAUCCAACAUCUGAUGUCCAAUCCUCUACAAACUCCCUAGAUGGGGUUCAUCAGUGCCACAAUCACCUCACUUCUGUACAGAUUAAAGCCAAUGUUGAGGUCUCCUCUGCUGAACAGGAAGAGCAGGUAGCAUUACUAGCCUGUCCAGUGACUACACUUAGGGCUAUGGGUUUGGCCAGUGGAGAGAUGCAGCUGGUGAGAGCUGCAAAGAGUGGGACAGUAGUCAGCAGAGAGAGGGGAUUCAUCCGAGAAAUUGAUAAUAACAACCCCUGCCAAGAAGUUGGAAUACAAAUGAAUGGAAGGACAGAUGGCUUUGCCACUAAAAGAAAAUUUAUGGAAAAUGAACUAACGGAGAUUGGUGUUAGGGGGAUUGCCCCAGAGAGUGGUCCUUCAGUAUUCCCUCCCAUGGAGGGUAAAAGACGCAAGACAGAGGUACACGAAGAUGCCCAUAUUCACCAAGAAUCCAGUUCCACAAGAGAAGGGCAACUUGCACAAAGGCCUGUGGGUAUCAAAAGUUCAGCAGUAUCUCCCCUACGAAUGUCAUUAGACUACAUUGUUCCCUGCAUAACAUACUAUGGUAUUUGUGUCAAGGAUCACUUUUUAGGAGAAGCACUAGGAUCCAGGGUCUUGGAAGAAGUGCAGAUGCUUAAUAGAAGUGGAAAAUUUCGGGAUGGCCAGCUUGUCAGUCAGAGGACCAUACCAUCCAAAAACAUCCGUGGAGACCAAAUUGCCUGGGUGGAAGGGAAGGAGCCUGGCUGUGAGAACAUUGGGGCAUUGAUGUCCAAAAUAGAUGAGGUCAUUAUGCACUGCAAUGGGAAAAUGGAGAAUUAUGUCAUCAAUGGAAGAACUAAGGCAAUGGUGGCAUGUUAUCCUGGAAAUGGCAUGGGAUAUGUCCGACAUGUGGAUAAUCCGAACAGAGAUGGACGCUGCUUAACCUGUAUCUAUUACCUUAAUCAGAACUGGGAUGCCAAGGUUCAUGGGGGGCUCCUGCAGAUUUUCCCCGAGGGACGUUCGGUGGUUGCCAACAUUGAGCCAUUAUUUGAUCGGUUAUUAAUCUUCUAUUCAGACCGGCGCAAUCCUCAUGAAGUAAAACCAGCCUUUGCCAUGCGUUAUGCCAUCACUGUCUGGUAUUUCGAUGCAAAGGAGAGAGCAGAGGCCAAAAAUAAAUACAGGCUAGCUGCCGGACAGAAAGGCAUUCACGUCCCAGUCUCGUGCCCUGGUACUGUGUAACAGGGAUUGGUUAACUUGCUGCUGCUCAUAAUGUUGGAGUGACUACCAAAAUUCAGCUGCUAUUACCCUGACAUAGGCUGGAUACUACAUGCUUAUGUAAUCACCUGCAAACAUUUUCUACAGCCGUGGAUAAAGAGAAGUCACAGAGGGUGGAGUCAUCCAGCUGUUAAAAUUGUGCAGAUUCUGUUUCCUAAAUUUAAAUCAUUGUAUUUCACAAAAUGACAAGUAAUAUGAAGGCAGUUUCAAUGAGUUAAAGCAGAGACAUGGUGGGUUAUAAGUAUUAGGUAUUCACUUGGAUCCUAGAGAUGUGCAGAGGGUUACAGGCCAUGGUUAAAUAUUUUUGUUCUUCAAGUUCAAUACCUGUACAUGGGAGAUUUUUGUCUUUUCCUGUACAGCAUAAUUUAGCUCUGACCUGUCUGUUCUUAGACAUCAAAAUGUUGUUUCAUCAGAUAAGAACCCGGUGCAAUUUAUAAGGGGACGAGAGUGAUCAUGUCUCCACAGAUGAACAAAAAUCACCAUGGUGGAGGUAUCUGUUAUUUAUUUCUUAGAAAUACACCUGAGCAAUAACUGUGCCAUAUGUUGUAGACUAUUGUUAUCACAUUACUUAGAUUACUGUGGUAUUCAACACCUGAAGACUUAAUUUUUAGGUUACCUUUCCCUUUAAAGUGCUCCUUUGGAGAGUGACUGUCAAGCUAGAAGCCCAUAACAAGAAUUCUGCGGUCCUCGAACUGCUGAAGGGCUCUGUAGACUUCUGAAUGGCAUCAUUUGAACAUGUGGUAUGAGAAAUAUCCAUCUCCAUUGUAUAAAUGUAGAGCAGGCACUCAAAGAGCAGUCUUCACAAACACAAGUGUGAAAUCAAAUUUAUUUAGGUACACAUAAGAUCAAAAAUAUUUGACUGCUCUUUGAAUUCCUGUUCUACAUCUGUACGGUUGGAUCCGCUCCCUUAACUGAAGGCUCAGGCAGGUGUACCUGGGCCUCUUCCAGUAUGCAAGGAGUUAUGUGAACUACUUAUGGGCCAUCUUUAGAUUCUUCAAAGUUUGAACAGCACUGCUAUACAGAUUGACAAAAAUUGGUUGGUUGGAGAGAAGGGUGGAGAAUUUGAGGAUCUUGUCACAACAGGCUACCUCUAGCCACUCUCUGUGCACCUGCAAAGCCUCUCAAAUUCCAGAAAUGGUUAAUGUGAGAAAUCCACUUGUGGUAGGGAAGGUUUACUUUCCUAUCUGCUGGAGGAAUGUCAGAUUUUUUAUGUGAAAGAAAGAUAAAGAUUUCUAUUGUAUCUGCAAUAAAAAUACCUCAUUAUGA